AUGGUGACUUCCAGCAGCAGCGAUUAUGAUUAUAGUUAUUCAUCUAGCUCCUCUGAUGAGGAUUUCAAAGCUUCUGCAGCCAAAUCGAAAACUAAGACAAAUCAUGCUGAGGGGGCAAAGCCUGAUAUACCCCUUAAUGACCGGAGAGUCACCUAUGCUGAGCUUAUGAAGAGAAAAUCCAGGGAUGAUGAGGCGGACGACCGUCGGCGUAGAAAGGAUCGAAUCCAUCGUAGAAUACUAGCAGCUGAGGAAAGACGUCGAUUUUCUGACGGUGUACCUUCCGACUCUGAUGCUUCAGAAUAUGAACCAGUGUGGGUGCCACGGGAUCACAAGAUUAAGCCAGAUCGUCGUACCAGAGAGCUCAAAGAGAUUGUGAAACGGUUUGAGGGUAAAACAGAAGAGGAAUCAGACUCGGACUCAGACGAUCCUAAUAUCCAUCCAGACUUCAUCAAUGGACCUGAUAGUGACUCCGACGAAGAAGAGGAGUCUGAGAAGGACGGUGAUGAUGAAUCUGAUAAAUGUGACAACUCGGAUGAAUCUGACGAGUAG
Molecule: messenger RNA, 549 nt
Organism: Papaver somniferum (opium poppy)
Lineage: Eukaryota; Viridiplantae; Streptophyta; Magnoliopsida; Ranunculales; Papaveraceae
Product: suppressor protein SRP40-like
Exons: 1
Coding region: 1-549 (182 amino acids)
Source: RefSeq, a predicted model, not a curated record